Molecule: messenger RNA, 12351 nt
Organism: Lymnaea stagnalis (great pond snail)
Lineage: Eukaryota; Metazoa; Mollusca; Gastropoda; Lymnaeidae
Source: the annotation of a GenBank genome assembly
GGUGUGUGGGGACAUUGGUGUGUGGGGCCGUAAUCUCUCAAGGCUUUCUGACAAGUGUUACAAUUUUAUCAAAGUAUUUGAAUUUUUAGAAAUUAUUUUACACUUUCCAUUUAUAUUUAAUGUCAACUGAAUAUAUAUUUUAGCAGUAUUUAGUAGUCCUUAUUUACUUCUAAUAACACUAGAAGAAGAUAAUGAUUUAAUUUAUACAGUUAGAUAGCUAUUUUCUUUGUUUUAAAAAUGUAUAUCUAAUAAUCAUCAAGAAGUCUCCGAAACCGUGUAAUGCUGUGAUCUUCUGUGAUGUUGUUAGACAGCAGGGCGCAUCUGAAUGAUGUUUGUGGAGGUGUGCGAACUGGUGGACGCACCAUUUGUGAAUUGGGGCGGCAAAAUCUAGGACAGCACCGGGCGUCACAAACUCUAGCUACGUCAUCGAGAGUAAUUCACGUUUUAGGUCACAAACUAUAGCUACGUCAUCGAGAGUAAUUCACAUUUUAGGUCACAAACUAAAGCUACGUCAUCGAGAGUAAUUCACAUUUUAGGUCACAAACUAUAGCUACGUCAUCGAGAGUAAUUCACGUUUUAGGUCACAAACUAUAGCUACGUCAUCGAGAGUAAUUCACGUUUUACGAUUGCACAUAAAACUUAUUUUUUGGGUUUGGUAUUCAUUGCUGUUUCACAAAUUCUUAUAUCGAAGAUUUGUUGCAUUCCUUUUGUAGUUAGUAACCAAAAAAGAUUUGUUGCAUCCCUUUCAUAGUUAGUAACCAACAAAGAUUUGUUGCAUCCCUUUCAUAGUUAGUAACCAACAAAGAUUUGUUGCAUCCCUUUCAUAGUUAGUAACCAACAAAGAUUUGUUGCAUCCCUUUCCUAGUUAGUAGCCAACAGAUAAGUUCUCAACUCGGUCAUACAAUUAAAAGCUGUUGUUUGUUUUUCUUUUAAAAAGUCCAUGAUUUUAUUUAUUCUUCUCAAAUUCUAGUCUAAAUUAUUUGAUUCAAACUGUUCAUGCAAACAAAUGAAAUUCAACAGUUUGCUCCACUCUUUGAAAGUUAAAAUAAAAUACUUGUAACAUAUGAAGAUGUUAUGACAGUACUAUAAAGAUGUUAUGACAGUACUAUCAAGAUGUUAUGGCAAUAAUAUAAGAUGUUAUGACAGUAGUAUAAAGAUGUUAUGACAAAACUAUCAAGAUGUUAUGAUAAAAAUAUAAGAUGUUAUGACAGUAAUAAAGAUGUUAUGGCAGUAAUAUAAAGAUGCUUUGACAGUAUUAUAAAGAUGUUAUGACAGUAAUAUAAAGAUGCUUUGACAGUACUAUAAAGAUGAUAUGGCAGGGAUAUAAAGAGGUUAUGAGAGUAGCGGUAUUUCAUGAAGUAUUAUGAAGGUCACAGAAUAUGAGUUUUGGAACUUGGAUAAGUGAGUGGGUGAUAAGUGAGUGGAUGAUAAGUGAGUGGGUGAUAAGUGAGUGGAUGAUAAGUGAGUGGAUGAUAAGUGAGUGGAUGAUAAGUGAGUGGGUGAUAAGUGAGUGGAUGAUAAGUGAGUGGGUGAUAAGUGAGUGGAUGAUAAGUGAGUGGGUGAUAAGUGAGUGGAUGAUAAGUGAGUGGAUGAUAAGUGAGUGGAUGAUAAGUGAGUGGGUGAUAAGUGAGUGGGUGAUAAGUGAGUGGAUGAUAAGUGAGUGGGUGAUAAGUGAGUGGAUGAUAAGUGAGUGGGUGAUAAGUGAGUGGAUGAUAAGUGAGUGGAUGAUAAGUGAGUGGGUGAUAAGUGAGUGGAUGAUAAGUGAGUGGAUGAUAAGUGAGUGGAUGAUAAGUGAGUGGGUGAUAAGUGAGUGGGUGAUAAGUGAGUGGAUGAUAAGUGAGUGGGUGAUAAGUGAGUGGAUGAUAAGUGAGUGGGUGAUAAGUGAGUGGAUGAUAAGUGAGUGGAUGAUAAGUGAGUGGGUGAUAAGUGAGUGGAUGAUAAGUGAGUGGAUGAUAAGUGAGUGGAUGAUAAGUGAGUGGGUGAUAAGUGAGUGGGUGAUAAGUGAGUGGAUGAUAAGUGAGUGGAUGAUAAGUGAGUGGGUGAUAAGUGAGUGGAUGAUAAGUGAGUGGAUGAUAAGUGAGUGGAUGAUAAGUGAGUGGAUGAUAAGUGAGUGGAUGAUAAGUGAGUGGAUGAUAAGUGAGUGGAUGAUAAGUGAGUGGAUGAUAAGUGAGUGGAUGAUGAGUGAGUGGAUGAUAAGUGAGUGGGUGAUAAGUGAGUGGGUGAUAAGUGAGUGGGUGAUAAGUGAGUGGAUGAUAAGUGAGUGGAUGAUAAGUGAGUGGAUGAUAAGUGAGUGGAUGAUAAGUGAGUGGAUGAUAAGUGAGUGGAUGAUAAGUGAGUGGGUGCGAUGGUUUCGAGUUAAACCGAGAAGAUGACGUCAUUUAGGUAGUCCUCUGAUGUAGCACUUUGAGGUAGCACUAUGAGGUAGCCUUAUGAGAUAGUUCUAUGAGGUAGUCCUUUGAUGUAGCACUAUGAGGCAGUUCUAUGAGGUAGCCUUAUGAGAUAGUUCUAUGAGGUAGUCCUUUGAUGUAGCACUAUGAGGCAGUUCUAUGAGGUAGCCUUAUGAGAUAGUUCUAUGAGGUAGGUCUAUGAGGUAGCACCAUGAGGAAGUUCUAUGAUGUAGCACUAUGAGGUAGUUCUAUGAGGUGGCUCUAUGAGGUAGGUCUAUGAGGUAGCCCUAUGAGGUAGCACUAUGAGGUAGCCCUAUGAGUUAGUUCUAUGAGGUAGUCCUUUGAUGUAGCACUAUGAGGUAGUUCUAUGAGGUAGCCUUAUGAGUUAGUUCUAUGAGGUAGUCCUCUGAUGUAGCACUAUGAGGUAGUUCUAUGAGGUAGCCUUAUGAGAUAGUUCUAUGAGGUAGUCCUAUGAUGUAGCACUAUGAGGUAGUUCUAUGAGGUAGCACUAUGAGGUAGGUCUAUGAGGUAGCACUAUGAGGUAGUUCUAUGAGGUAGCCCUAUGAGUUAGUUCUAUGAGGUAGUCCUCUGAUGUAGCACUAUGAGGUAGUUCUAUGAGGUAGCCUUAUGAGAUAGUUCUAUGAGGUAGUCCUAUGAUGUAGCACUAUGAGGUAGUUCUAUGAGGUAGCCUUAUGAGUUAGUUCUAUGAGGUAGUCCUUUGAUGUAGCACUAUGAGGUAGUUCUAUGAGGUAGCCUUAUGAGAUAGUUCUAUGAGGUAGCCCUAUGAUGUAGUCCUAUUAAUAUAUUUAAACACUGACAUUUUGAGGAUUAAAAAUAAGACUAUAAUAUUUAAUGAGAAACGACUAAUUACUUUGUUCUUCUCUGUUGAUCUUCUUGAACAUAAAGUACCGGUAGUAACUUUGUUGAGGUCAACUAACUUGACCACGUUGACCGACUGAAGCGUAGAGGUUAAAAAGCACAGGAUUCUCAAUCUCACUUGAAACAAUUGAAAAUUCAUUUUAAUAAUAGUAAACUCUCAGUCCCGUAUAUAGUUUGAAUAUUUCCAAUUUUCCAUAGCAGAAGUUGAUAGAGCACUCGACAUUUUAUUUGCAAUAGAAAUUAAUCGCAUGAAUGACUUCAUCUUCUUCUUCUAUGUAUUAAGGGCCCAUGAUCAAUUUAUUGAUCAAUUUGGCUCCUAUGCAUGUAGGGGGAUUUGCAAUGUUUCGGUGCCUGGUCUUGAUGAUAUUUCACUGGUUGCAAGGGCAACUUUGUGAGGGUAUCAUGCACUGGAGGUUGGAAGGCCUGAGACAAUAGACGCAAAUGUGCCUAGUGUUGUCGCCUCAAUUGUUCCUUUUGAAAGCUUGUUCCAGUCCCUGAUUGUCUUGGGCAGAAAUGAGCAGCUCCUAUACUGGCUUCUCGCUGGUAUGAGCCGGAAUUGCCUGUCAUGGCCUCGUCACUGUCUAUGGGGAGUGGGACGAGUUUCUGUUUAAUACUGGAACAGUGGACCAGCCCAUUAUUUAUCUUGUACAUCAUGGAGUGCCUGGAUUUUCGUCGUCGUUUCUCCGAUGGUGACCAGCCUAGUGUUUCCAGCAUGCUGCCGUAUUUGUCCUGUUACAUGUAGGCCUACUUAUUACCUAAUGGCGGCUAUUGGUGCAUAAACCUGUGGUCAGACUAAUGGCGGCUAGUUGUGCAUACAUCUGUGGUCAGACUAAUGGCGGCUAUUGGUGCAUAAACCUGUGAUCAAACUAAUGGCGGCUAGUUGUGCAUACAUCUGUGGUCAGACUAAUGCGGCUAGUUGUGCAUACAUCUGUGAUCAAACUAAUGGCGGCUAGUUGUGCAUACAUCUGUGAUCAGACUAAUGGCGGCUAGUUGUGCAUACAUCUGUGGUCAGACUAAGAUGGUUUUCAUCGUGGGUUUGGGUGGUUGAUACUUACAUUUACAUCGAACAAAGAAGACAAUUGUAACUGAAUCAAUCAUAGGUUAGUUAAGGACAGUUAAGGUUGGGGUGAUAUGUAAAAUGCAAAGGCCCACUGAAAAUUUAAAUAUAUAUAAUAUUAAUAGGCCUAUAUAUAUAUAUAUAUAUAUAUAUAUAUAGGCCUAUUCCUAAAGUGACAUUUUAAUAAAAACGCAAAUCAAGUGCUUUGUCUCUUCUAUGUACUUAAACAAGAAAUUUUAAUAUAAACGCAAAUCCAGUGCUUUGUCUCUUCUACUAUGUAGCAGCAAGGAGUUUCGAUUUGUGGGAGCGUUGACAGUGUGACGAUGGCACACGCCAAGAUCUGUCGUCUGACUCACCCGACUGUGCUGCUCAACACAUGCACGCCACAGUCUGGCUGUCUUGUCCUCAUUAUAACCAUUACUUGUACGGUACUUUAUUUGAUAGCAUAACAAUGGUAGGUAUUUAUAGAAAAUGUUUAGUCACUUAAGUGAUCUAAUAAUAAAAUAAUAGGCCUAUGUGACGUCAUGAUAAUUAUAUAUCUUGCAUUGCUACUCAUUGUUAUUGACUUAUACUUAUUGUUAUUAAUUAUUGUUUGUGCCUUAUACUUAUAGUCCUACUUCACUUAUGUUAGAAGUACAGACAUGAAGUAUGAUGAUGAUGAUGAUGACGUAGCUAAUAGCUAAUUUCAAACUAAUAUCUAAACUAAAUAAGACAAUACAAUUAUUGUUAUGCUGUGUUAUAGUUAAUUUUUAAAAAAAUCAAUAAAUGAAUAAAUCUAUCUGAGGUGGGCUCUGAAAAUAGUUAUUGUUUAAUGAAGUGAAGGACUGAGCUGAUAUUAAUAAUUAAUAUAUCUAACAAUGCUAUCCACAUGUCUAAUAAAUUCUUGAAUUAAGUACAAUUCUAUGUUACUGACUACUCUUAGUCAAUUUUAAUAUUCUUAAUAGCCCAUAUUUAUGUUUGCCUACAUUAUUAAAAUCAAGAGAAAAGGGACUUAAUAAAACUAAGUUUAAUUUAUAAACCAUCAAAAUCUAGACUGGGUCUAGAGUAUAAAUUGUACUAAGAUAGUAUAUGCAAUAUUUAUUACUUUGCUACUCAAAAGAGUGAUCAUAUCUUGCAACAACUCAUCCAACUGUUAAAUUUUUGUUGAACAUAAUAAUUUUAAUAUGAAAAUAAAUUUAAGUUAUGUUCUCAUAAUUCAAAACUCUUACAUCUAAAAUGUUUACACCUACAAGAGCCAAUGUUUAUACCUAAAAUGUUUACACCUAAAAUGUUUACAGGUAUAAAAAUAAAUUCAUAGUAUUCUCUUAUUUCACAAUUUUUAUUUGAAACACACUAUAUAAUCUUGCAAUAUUAUUCCAUAGAACUAUUGAUCUGAACAAAUCUAACAUUAAUUAAUGCUUGUUCCAUUGAACUAUUGAUUUGAACAAAUCUAACAUUAAUGCUUCUCCAAAGAACUAUUCAUUUGAACAAAUCUAACAUUAAUAAUUGUUCCAUAGAACUAUUGAUUUGAACAAAUCUAACCUUAAUGCUUGUUCCUUAGAACUAUUGACUAUUGAUUUGAAUAAAUAUAACCUUAAUGCUUGUUCCUUAGAACUAUUGAUUUGAACAAAUCUAACCUUAAUGCUUGUUCCAUAGAACUAUUGAUCUGAACAAAUGUAACCUUAAUGCUUGUUCCAUAGAACUAUUGAUUUGAACAAAUCUAACCUUAAUGCUUGUUCCAUAGAACUAUUGAUUUGAACAAAUCUAACCUUAAUGCUUGUUUUCUUUUGAACAACUUUGUAUCACAUCAUCUACAUUAAAACUAUAAAAGUAUGUGGGCUAAUAUUAGUAAUAUUAGUAAAAUUAGUAAUAUUAGUGACAUACAUUGUCUAAAUAGCACUUAGGGGUGACCUCCCAAAAGUUUGGCCCUUUAACACACAUGGGCCCACUAUGCAUUCUUUAUAUUAUGUUAUAUACAAAAUGGGAAGGUGGCGCCCCACCCCAAGGUUUGCCACUGCCUAAAAUAAAACCCAUCUAAAAAGGAGAAAAUCAAAAUUGCAUUUAUUUUUAGCCCCUUUUUUGCAAUGCAAUUGAAAUAUAAUUAACACAAAUUUAUUUUCAUCUAUUGCAUAGAUUUUUAAAGAAUAAAAUAUGAUAAACAAAAAUUUGUCAUAGCCUAGGGAAAUAAACCCAAGUCAUAGCGUUGGGCAGCAGAAUAUUCCAUCUUUUAAGAAACCAAAAAUAUUUAAGAGAAUGGCAGAUGUUUAGGUUAAAAUAGUAUCUGCUGAUAAGAUUUGUUGCAACACAUUAAGUAUGAUUAAAGUGAACUAUUUAAAGAUGCUUGAAGUUUAUAGGUACUGAAAUAAUAAUUAUCCUUUACAUUGGUGGAUCCACUGUUCUUGGUAAAACAUGGUAGCUAAAGAUUUAUUAAUUAUGCCAGCUGUCUAAAAGUUUGGUGCUCUCUAUGAAUUUAAACUUCAAUGUUCCAUCAAUUUUGAGGUCCAGGAUCAACACAAAAUAGCAUCUCUUUUUUCCUUGUCUAAUCAAUUCAUUUAUUUAUAGCGGUAUAUCAACAUUCCUUGCCUAGUCCAUUCAUUUAUUAUUAGUGGUAUGUCAACAUUCCUGGCCUAAUCCAUUCAUUUAUUAAUAGCCGUAUGUCAACAUCUAUUACAUGACAUGUAUCUUGAAUUAUUUUUUUUAAUAAAACUAAAAUUUUAUGUUGGAUAAAAUAAAUGUAUUCUGCUUAAAAUUUUAAUUCAGAAUAUUCCUUUUCCAGCAUUCUUCUCUUUAAAAUGAUGUUGAUGUACUUUCUGCUGAUAAAAUUGAACCUCGUAGGCUAUAAUAUCAUUUGGUGAUUAAAUCAUUUUAGGCUUUCAUGUAGGUAUUAAAUCUAUUGUAACUGAUAUAAACCAUUACAACAGAAAUUCUUCAGUCUAUAAAUUUGUACUGUUUGUUUUUAACAAAACAAUUAAUUUAUCAAACAUAGUUUUUAAUAAUGUUAUAAAAAAUAUAGUUUUUUAAUAAUGUUAUCAAAUAAUAUAGUUUUUUAAUCAUGUUAUCAAAUACAUUGUUUUUAAAAUCUGAUCAUAUUAAUGGUUUCAAAUAAUGUUAUAUAUAUUGUUGGAAAUGCAAAAAAGAAAACAUUUCUCAAUCAGGUUUUCAUGAAAUAAAUUGAGGAUAAAAUAGAUAUUUUUUUCUUUUAACUUGAAAUUUAUACAGGUAGGCCUAUAAACUUAUAUAUUAAUCUCUUUUAUCUCUCAUAGGCUCCCACAAUAACUAAUCACUUGGAAAAUAAAAGACCAUAGUAUCGGUACUUCUGGACAACAGAGAAAAAAAAAAUUCAGUGCUUCUGGUCAAUGAAGGACUAUAAUGCCAGUACAUUUAGUCAAUGGAGGACGAAAAUGUCACAGCCCAUUGUAUUUUACAUUUACCUGAGACUUAAAAUUAUUAGCAUGACUGUUUUCUGUUCUCUUGGCAUGACCACAAGUGUCAUGAAUGCCACAGAUGCCUACUCAGGUUUCAUGAAUGCCACAGAUGUCUACUCAGGUUUGUUGAGUUAGAAUGUUACACUUAAAAGUAUAAUACAAUAAUAAUUUAAGUAAUUAAUAUGAUGUCUAUAUGAAAGGUGACGCACCCGCUACUUAUUCUUUUUAAAUAAUCUAGGCCUUUUCUUAAAGUUUUUUCAGCAAAGUUGAACUUUUAAAAUCUAAACCUCCACAAAUUAUUUAAGUUUAAUUUUUAAAACUAAAUAGCUCUGGAAAACUAUAUGAGCUAUUGAAAGUGAAUUAUUUUACAUGUCUCAAAUUAGUGCAGCCUUAAUGUUUAAACAACCCCAUAUGCAAAUUUUCAAUAUACUUCAAAAGUAUUUCCCCCAUAGGUUUCAAUGUUUUUUAAGACAUACAUACUAAAUCAUUCAGUAGGUGCAUUACGGUUGAUUACCUAGUAUGGUAAUUAAAAAAAAAACGGAAAUAAAAAUGUUUCAAACCCUUUAUGUAUCUGUAGUUAAAAGGAAUAAAGUAUUGAAAAAAUACGGCUGUGCUGAUUGAAACAUUUUUUGUUUGUUUUAUUUACCUGUAAGCCAGGGGACACAAAUCAACCAGCUGGACAAAUAAUAGUUCAUUGAUGGGGCGCAGUUGUAGUUCUUGCAGUCAGUGCAUUGUGAGGGUGGGGGGAGUGAAGAGGAAGCCACCCCUAGUUCAUUGAUGGGGCACAGUUGUAGUUCUUGCAGUCAGUGCAUUGUGAGGGUGGGGGGAGUGAAGAGGAAACCACCCCCUAGUUCAUUGAUGAGGCACAGUUGUAGUUCUUGCAGUCAGUGCAUUGUGAGGGUGGGGGGUGUGAAGAGGAAGCCACCCCUAGUUCAUUGAUGGGGCACACUUUUAGUUCUUGCAGUCAGUGCAUUGUGAGGGUGGGGGGAGUGAAGAGGAAGCCACCCCUGGACCUACAAAGGAGGGGGGGGUGCGCAAUUUGUAUGUAUGUAUAUAUAUAUAUAUAUAAAUAUAAUAUAUGUGUGUGUGUAUGUAUGUGUUUAAAUUGUAUGUCAUUUAUUUUUUAAACAAAGGGGCGCCAUUUCAGGCUUUGCCCUGUGUGCAGAUUUACCUUCCCAUGGCCCUGCUUGCAGUGGGGGUCCAAAGUCCUUGGUACACCUCUGAAUUUAAAUGCUCAUUUUAAUCUUCUUGCCAAUAUGAAAUCAUCAUAUAAAAUCAUCAUAUAAAAUCAUCAUAUGAAAUGUAAGAAGUAGAAAGUAGAAUACUUGACUUUUUGAAAUCUAAUCAAUGAACAAAUUAAAAAAAACACAUUUAUUUAUCAUUUCCCUCUUGCUUUUCUCAAUUGUGUUAGAUAUUACCAUGAAGUAGUUUCUGAGUGGUUACACAUCACCACUGACAGGUAACAUUUCACUAUUACCAUUGACUUUAGCAUCAGUAGCAUCUCACUGAGAAAUACCUAAUAUAAUAAUGAUAUUUAUUUAUUCUCAGGGACACCAAAAACAUGUGAUGACAUCAUUUGUGACAACAAUAACAUCUGUCAACUGUCACUUGUAAAUGGCACCCAGAGGAAUGAUGCCCAGUGUGUGUGUUUGGGACAGUGGGCAGGGCUAAGAUGCGAGGCUAAACUAUACCUUUCGCUAAGAACAAUCUCUUCUGAUUCCGUCAGCUUUGAAGUCAAAGGCAUGAAAGCCAGGCCUCCAGUUGAGCAUUUUUCCUUUCAAGAACUUCACAUCACCGAUAUGACACUGGUCAUUUGGAAUCUCAAUAGGUCUGACCAUUGCCUCAUCUUACAACAAACAGAGAUUCAAAGCCCUUUCCACGUACAUGGACUUCAACGAGGUCAAGGUUAUGUGGUAUGCACAGCUAAUGGUGUUUUUGAGUCCUGUUCUGUUUUUGAUGAGACCAAUUUGACCUUUCAAUCCAACUGUUUGCACUUUGAGACAAUAGCCUCUGAACCUAAUCCGCUGAAUUUUGGAGCUGCACUAUUUAGUUGCGUAUUGAGUUUCUUUAUAUUCAUCGCUAUCUGCUACAUGUAUUCUAAACGUCACACAUUACUGGUGCAAUUCAUUUUAAACAUAUUCUGCUUUAGAAACUGUUACUGCCUGAGGAGAUAUGGUAAAAGAAGGCGUCAACCUAUGCGUAGGCAAAGAGAAAUCAGCAGCGAGAUAUUAAUGCCACCGGAAUUUGCCAUUGACUUUUCAUCUUCAUCAGGCUUAUUUGCAAGCAGCUAUAGACCUGGUGUGUCCAGUAGAGCCAUGUCCAGUAAAGCUUCAUCAUCUGGAUCUAGAAGAAGUGCCUUCUCCAUGGAUGCUUCAUUCACAUCAGCAACAGACCCCAUUGGAUUUCUUUAUGAGAAUCAGAGCCUGAUAAAGCCCAUAUACUCCUCACAGAGUUCCGACAUUCUAAAGCUGACAUACCUGGAGGAAGAUCUGUUGCCUUUAAGUUGUGAUCAUUCUGCAUCAAGUUCCACAAUGACCAUUCCAGUCACUUUUUCUGAUGUAGAAUUUUAUAGUAAAUUACAUUCUUUUCAACAUGUGGGCUCAACAGAAUUUUCUUCAUUAGGACAACCUCUGAAUGGACCCCAGUCAUUUCAAAAUGUAAACCAUUAUAAAGGAGCGCAUCAUCACAGUGAGUAUAGUCAGAAUCCUCAUAAUCACAGAGAGUAUAGUCAGAAUCCUCAUAAUCACAGAAAGUAUAGUCAGAACCAUCAUAAUCACUGUGAGUAUAGUCAGAAUCCUCAUAAUCACAGAGAGUAUAGUCAGAAUCCUCAUAAUCACAGAGAGUAUAGUCAGAAUCCUCAUAAUCACAGAGAGUAUAGUCAGAAUCCUCAUAAUCACAGAGAGUAUAGUCAGAAUCCUCAUAAUCACUGUGAGAAUAGUCAGAAUCCUCAUAAUCACUGUGAGAAUAGUCAGUAUCCUGUCAAGAUAAAGAUUUAUAAACAUCCGGAAAUGAACUCAGAAGUUGCAACAUGUUCAGGUGGAAAAAGUUUUCAGAAGGAGCAUUUAAAGAAUCGACAUCAUGUCAAGCAAUUGACAAUCAACAGAUCAACGGUAAAUUAUCAAAGACCUGAUCCAUUAGAUCAUAUGGAGACUAAAGAUCCAUUAGAUCAUAGAGAGACUAAAGACUUAAGGUGUUUCAAUGGUCACAACAACCCCCUGAACACUAACUGUUAUUAUAAUAGUUGCCUUAAUCAAAAUUCUGAAGAUAAGUUUCUAAAAAACCCCGUUCACAUAGGAGUGAAUGGGUAUCACUUCAGUUCAUUUCAUCAUUCUUCAACAGACAGAAAUUCAAGAAAAGCAAAUAGCUCUGGUGGGUGUGAUAGAAUUAUAACGGACAAUCAUUACAAUCAUGACAAUGAUGAUCGUUUCUCUGGUAAUAGCACAUUACCAAGGUCUAGAAAACCUAAAUUCAAAAAAUGUUUUCCAAAUACAGAUGAUUGUAAUCUUGACCAGUCCUACACACUCCCUAGAGACUGGAAGACACCAGUAUCAGGCAAAGGGCCUAUGAGACCAACAUAUCUGGACAUUAUUCCAUCCACUCAAAUGUUUCCUGUGGUCAAAGCAAUGACCCAAAGUUCUACAUUAGUCACAGUUGCUCAGCCCAAAACUUAUAACUGGCAUGUCAAAAACCUUAUCAGUCAAUUUGAAAAUUUACAUUUUUUUAAACAAAAUAAAUCAAACCGAUGUACAGGUGAAGAGGAAGAGUUCCUUGAGUUGCAAUCACCUCUUGCUGAAGAUCGCAGCAGGAUGUCCAAGAAACGACAUGGAUCAAAUUUAAGCUGGGCAUCCGCUCGAAGCCCAAACUCACUUACCAGCCUUAAAAGAAACUCAUGCAAGAAUAGUCCAGUCUUUGAAGGACAUCCCUCCGAACAUUUCAUUCCGCCCUUUUCAUUACAAGAUGAAUGCGAGACUGACAUCGUAGGGAGCUUAAAUGUCAGUGACACAGAAGACAUGUCAUUCAUGUCAAUGGUGGCUCAGGCUAACGGCAGUGUGCUAUCAUGUUUUGAUGAUGACAGCAGUAACCUUGUGACCCCAUUUCACUCAGGGGGUCUCUCAGACUCUGAUGAUGACACAUACAAAGAUGUCACCUCGCUAACUGGUUCAGUAGACACUUUGCGAGAUUACCUUACAGAACCAAUGACCAUUGUCAACACUUUUGAAAGUACAUCAAGAUGGAAGACUUCACAAUCAUCUGAUGAUUUUAAUAAACACUCAUCGUAGACGGCCAGACUUUUAAAGAAAGAUAACAAUGGCUGUUCUAACUAAAUAAAUAUUAGGAAGGGCUGUUCUAACAAAAUAAUGAAAAUAAUACAUGAUACAAUAGUAUUGAAAUGAAUCUGAAGUAGUGGCUUACUUUGAAUUAUUUGCAGCCCAGGGCAAACUCCAAAAGGUGCACCCCAAAAGUGCCACCAGGGGUGGUGGCGCCCUCCCUAAGUGCCACCUGGGGUGGUGGCGCCCUUCCUCCCUCCCUAGGUAUCCACUGAUUUUAAAUACCUGGUACCCAUGAAAAUUGGGAUUUCAAAAAUGUGGGCACACAAAAUUUAGGAAAUGUCUUUUUUGUUUAG